Callithrix jacchus (white-tufted-ear marmoset) is the source of this 1987-nucleotide messenger RNA. It is a transcript of the gene PRRT1, whose product is annotated as proline rich transmembrane protein 1. NCBI's taxonomy places the organism in Eukaryota, Metazoa, Chordata, Mammalia, Primates, Cebidae. The record is from RefSeq and is a predicted model, not a curated record. Gene Ontology annotation, cellular component: membrane.
ACACUCUAAGCAGCCUCAGCAAGCAAAGGGGGAACAAGCACGCAUUUCCAACGGAGCUGCCAGAAAUGAGCAAUUAAGUCAUACCCCCCCACACACACACCCUCUCCAAAAGAACUUCAGCUCCUGAGUCCUGGACAAAGAAGCACCCAGACUCCAGCACCGGCCGAGGACCCCCAACUCCGGCUGCAGGGACCCUGUCCCAGUGAGACCACAGGCAUGUCAUCCGAAAAGUCAGGACUCCCAGACUCAGUCCCUCACACUUCUCCACCGCCCUACAAUGCCCCUCAGCCUCCAGCCGAACCCCCAGCGCCACCGCCACAGGCAGCCCCUUCCUCACACCAUCACCACCACCACCAUUACCAUCAGUCUGGCACCGCCACCCUCCCGCGCUUAGGGGCAGGGGGCCUGGCCUCUUCCGCGGCCACCUCUCAGCGCGGUCCCUCCGCCUCCGCCACACUGCCAAGGCCCCCCCACCACGCCCCUCCCGGCCCUGCUGCCGGAGCACCCCCACCCGGCUGCGCUACCUUGCCCCGCAUGCCACCCGACCCUUACCUGCAGGAGACUCGCUUCGAGGGCCCACUUCCCCCGCCGCCGCCCGCCGCCGCCGCCCCGCCCCCACCAGCGCCCGCCCAGACUGCCCAGGCCCCCGGCUUCGUGGUGCCCACGCACACGGGGACUGUGGGCACGCUGCCGUUGGGGGGCUACGUAGCGCCCGGAUACCCCCUGCAGCUGCAGCCCUGCACUGCUUACGUGCCGGUCUACCCGGUGGGCACGCCAUAUGCAGGCGGGACCCCGGGGGGGACAGGAGUGACCUCCACUCUCCCCCCGCCGCCCCAGGGCCCAGGGCUGGCCCUACUGGAGCCGAGGCGCCCGCCACACGACUACAUGCCCAUCGCGGUGUUGACCACCAUCUGCUGCUUCUGGCCUACGGGCAUCAUUGCCAUCUUCAAGGCAGUGCAGGUGCGCACGGCCUUGGCCCGCGGAGACAUGGUGUCGGCCGAGAUCGCUUCACGCGAGGCCCGGAACUUCUCCUUCAUCUCCCUGGCCGUGGGCAUCGCAGCCAUGGUGCUCUGUACCAUCCUCACCGUAGUCAUCAUCAUCGCCGCGCAGCACCACGAGAACUACUGGGAUCCCUAAAAACGCCCCCGGUCUGGCUCCACUCUGCGCCCCUCGAUCCCCCGGCUCAUUCUGCAAUCAUGCCGCGGACCCAAUGGGCGCCCUGCACAUUCGCUUCUGGGACCAUCAGACUUCAGUACAUCGUAAACUCCGCCUCCACGGAACGUCUCGCCUUGGGAGCAAGCUCCGAAUCCAAUUCCUCAGGAACCCCUCCAAAACCCACAUCCCAAGGGACGCCGCUUUACGGGAUCCCGGCCAAAUGCCGGACCCUCAGUCGCUCCAGGCCCCCUCACCCUCAAAGCGUAGCGCCCGCAGCAAACUCGGUUUGGUCCCUAAAACCCCGCCUCCUCUAUAAGCUCCGCCCUAGCUCUGAUAAAACCCCGCCUCCAGGUCGGCAGGCUCCGCCUUCUUUUUGUCUCUGCGGGGUGAUUCAGUCCAGUGAUUGGGUCUGUGGCUCCAGGCCUCGCCUUCAGACCGACAGACUCCUCCCUUUCUUCCGGCCAAAGGACCGAGCCCUGGGGUAGCCACGCCCCCACCUCCCGUUUUUGCGAGUACAUUUUCGUCCCUCCUCCACCCAGAUUUCAGCCUAUUUUCUUUAUAAUCCCAGAACCUAUCCUUUUGUUUUUGGAAGGACAUUUGGGAAGUUCCUGGUGUAGGACCCUUCUCCCUGGGAUAGGAAACAUGCUGUAAAAGCUCUGUAAAUACUCCCUUCCACCUCUCCCAGCCCCUGAGCAGCUGGGCAGAAAGGAAUCCAGGCUAUGGACCUCCCACGUCCCCGCUCCCCGCUCCCCUCGGCGGCCCCCGCCUUGUUCUGAUCUGUGUGUGCGUGUGUGUGAACUUCUGAAAGACGAUAUUAAAGAGACUUAGUUGA